GUGUCAGCAGGCACACCUUCCCAAAGAGUACAUUGAUGAGAAUCUGACCCUAGUUGCAGGCGGUUGCCGUAGCAAUCUCAGGAAGCAGAUCCAAAUAGCGCACCUGUUUGGGGUACCAGUCGUGGUGGCGCUCAAUGUCUUCAAGAAAGUGAGGCAGGGCCGUUCAGCUCUGCGCUGUUACGCAUCAGAGGCGACUGACACCCAGGCAGAGAUCGACCUUGUGUGUCAGCUAGCAAAAGAGUGCGGAGCGUCUGACGCUGUGCCAUGUCACCACUGGUCGCAGGGUGGGCGAGGUUCUCUUGAGGUGGCCCAAGCUGUGAAUGAGGCUGCCGGCAGACCCAGCAACUUCCAGUUCCUGUACAACAUAGAGAUGCCGAUAGUGGAGAAGAUCAGAACAGUUGCACAGAAAGUGUAUGGAGCUGAUGACAUCGAGCUGUCUCCAGAGGCCAAGUCCAAGAUAGAUUACUAUAAUCAACAGGGCUAUGGUUCAUUGCCCAUCUGCAUGGCCAAGACUCACCUGUCCCUGUCCCACAUGCCUGACAAGAAGGGUGCACCCACUGGAUUCAUUCUGCCAAUCAGAGAUGUUCGUGCUAGCAUUGGGGCUGGCUUCAUCUUUCCACUUGUUGGAACG
Molecule: messenger RNA, 631 nt
Organism: Micropterus salmoides (largemouth bass)
Lineage: Eukaryota; Metazoa; Chordata; Actinopteri; Centrarchiformes; Centrarchidae
Product: monofunctional C1-tetrahydrofolate synthase, mitochondrial-like
Exons: 6
Molecular function (GO): ATP binding; formate-tetrahydrofolate ligase activity
Source: RefSeq, a predicted model, not a curated record